Anopheles darlingi is the source of this 802-nucleotide messenger RNA. Its product is annotated as glycine, alanine and asparagine-rich protein-like. The transcript has 2 exons. The record is from RefSeq and is a predicted model, not a curated record. The coding region runs from base 59 to 433 and encodes 124 amino acids. Lineage: Eukaryota; Metazoa; Arthropoda; Insecta; Diptera; Culicidae.
UAGCUAGUACCCUCAGUUACGCAAGCGUCGUCCGUUGCAUUCGUACAACUUGUCCAAAAUGAAGUCCUUGAUCUGUCUGUUCGCAAUCGGUGCCUUGGUUGCUGCUGUUAGCUGUGCUCCUGUGCAGGAGGGUGAAGCUCGUGUCAGUCGCCAAGUUUCGGGAUCGGCGGCCAAUGCUGGUGCUCAAUCGUUUAACCAGGGCUUUGGUUUCCCGGUCCACGGGUUCGGUGGCGCUUCUGGAUCGGCCGCUUCGGCCGGUAGUCAAUCGUUCACGCAAGGCCACGGAGGUCACGGAUUCGGUGGAUUGUCUGGAUCAGCGGCCAGUGCUGGAGCUCAGUCGUUCUCGCAGGGUGGCGUCGGUCAUGGAUUCCCCGGUUUCGGAGCAGCCACCGGAUCAGCCGCCAAUGCCGGUUCUCAGUCUUUCGGAGGAUAAGCUCCUGCGUGUGCCGUACGAUAUGACUAAGUAUUACCUUGGAAGGAUUAUGCCUUUCGAUGCUCUCGGUUUUUGGCCUUUUCAUCAGGAUUUUACUUCAACACCCCAUAACCAGUCUUACAAGUUAAGCUUCCGAACCGGCCAGUACACGGUGCCAAGGUGAAAUAAAUCAAAAUAUGUAACAAGAAAAUUACACAGCACCGAGCAAUUACCAACGGAACCGAAAGAAGGAUGACAUUAAAUUCGAUCUGCGUGGCACUUUUGUAAUGUCGAAUUUCAUGAAUAUGCAACAGUCAGUCUUGCGUCGCCACAUGGACUGCAGUUUCGUGAUUGUAGCAUCAUUAAAAUCCAAUAAAGGGAUGACCUCGC